UACAUGUGUGUGUUGUUGUUCAGCAACUAUAUGUGACACUUUGAUCUUUUUUCUUACAUUGUGUUGUCGCCGAAUGCGAGAUUCUCUUUGAUUUUGGACAUGCAAAUCAUUUACCGAAAAUUUAUCAUAUUCGAUUGACACAAAAGAAAGUACAACAAAAGUAAAUAAUAAAUUGACAUAUAUUGAAAAAAGAGACAAUUGAAGGCAUCAUCGGCGCCAUAUUCGGGCAAUAAAAUAAUAAGAAGGCCAACACUUUGUGUUUGUGGGGGAACAAAAGGGAAAAGGCUCAGGGAAAAUGGCUUUUUUCAAUUUAUUUCGAAGACAAAUUGCACCCGUUGGCUUAGUUGUUACCACAAAUAUAAAUCAUUUACAUCGGCGAUUUUUGUCGCGAUUGCAGGAAAAUUUCGAGUAUGACUUGGUCGUCAUUGGUGGUGGUUCGGGUGGUUUGGCUUGUGCCAAAGAGGCGGUAGCUCAUGGUGCAAAAGUGGCUGUGCUGGAUUUUGUUAAACCAUCACCACAGGGAACAAAAUGGGGUUUGGGCGGAACCUGUGUGAAUGUUGGUUGCAUUCCAAAGAAAUUGAUGCAUCAAGCAGCUUUAUUGGGUGAAGCCGUGCACGAAGCAGCCGCCUAUGGAUGGAACGUUGACAAGGACAAUUUGAAAUUGGACUGGAGCGUUUUACGUCAAAAUGUUGAAAAUCACAUUAAAUCGGUGAAUUGGGUUACUCGUGUCGAUUUACGUGACAAAAAAGUUGAGUAUAUCAAUGGUUUGGGUUACUUCAAAGACAAGAACACUGUGGUUGCCGUCAUGAAAAAUAAAACCGAGAAGGUAUUGACCACAAAAUAUGUUGUUAUUGCUGUCGGUGGCCGGCCAAACUAUCCAGAUAUUCCAGGCGCUCUUGAGUACGGAAUUACCAGUGAUGAUGUUUUCAGCCUGAAAACGGAACCGGGAAAAACUUUGGUCGUUGGAGCAAGUUAUAUUGCACUUGAGUGUGCUGGUUUCUUGAAUGCCUUCGGUUAUGACACAACUGUGAUGGUUCGUUCAAUUUUCUUGCGUGGAUUCGAUCAACAAAUGGCUGAAAUGGUGGCUGCAGCAGCUGCUGAAAAAGGUGUUAAAUUUUUGCAAAAGACGGUUCCAAGUGCCGUUGAGAAAACCGAAGAUGGUCGCCUGUUGGUACGUUAUACAAGUGCUGAAGGUCAACAAGGGUCAGACGUUUUCGACACGGUUCUCUUUGCCAUUGGCCGUAAAGCAUGCACAGAUGAUCUUCAAUUGCAAGCAGCCGGUGUUAAAUUACAUCCCGGCUCACAUAAACUUGCCGUCAAUGACAUCGAACAAACAAAUGUUGAAAAUAUUUAUGCUGUUGGUGAUGUUCUACAGGGCAAACCAGAAUUGACACCGGUUGCAAUCCAUGCUGGUCGCUUGAUUGCUCGUCGUUUGUUUGCCGGUGCAACGCAAAAGAUGGACUAUGCUGAUGUUGCCACCACUGUAUUCUCACCACUCGAAUACGGUUGCGUUGGAUUGAGCGAAGAAGAUGCCAUCGCUAAGUUUGGCGAAGACAAUGUUGAAGUUUACCAUGCUUACUACAAACCAACCGAAUUCUUUAUUCCACAAAAAAGCGUUCGCUAUUGUUAUUUGAAGGCAGUGGCAUUUAAAAGUGGCGAUCAAAAAGUAUUAGGUUUACAUUAUGUUGGACCGGUUGCCGGUGAAGUGAUUCAAGGUUUUGGCGCUGCUGUCAAGGCCGGUUUGACAAUCAAAAUUCUUUUGAAUACGGUCGGAAUCCAUCCAACCACAGCCGAGGAAUUCACUCGUUUGAGCAUCACAAAAAGUUCGGGAUUGGAUCCCACACCAGCUACAUGUUGCUCUUAAACACUCAUCAGCACUCUGGAUAUUUUAAGAAGCGCAUAAAUAGCCUUUUUGCUCACAGCAACACAUAACAAUAGAAUUUUUACUAUACAUUCGUUUUUCUGCAUAAAAAUUGAUAUAUUCAAAUUGUAACAAAAAAAAUAAAUGAUUGAUUUUUAUGUUGUUGUUCAAA
Molecule: messenger RNA, 2033 nt
Organism: Contarinia nasturtii (swede midge)
Lineage: Eukaryota; Metazoa; Arthropoda; Insecta; Diptera; Cecidomyiidae
Gene: Trxr1
Product: thioredoxin reductase 1, mitochondrial
Exons: 7
Coding region: 296-1864 (522 amino acids)
Biological process (GO): cellular response to oxidative stress; glutathione metabolic process; cell redox homeostasis
Cellular component (GO): mitochondrion; cytosol
Molecular function (GO): glutathione-disulfide reductase (NADPH) activity; flavin adenine dinucleotide binding; thioredoxin-disulfide reductase (NADPH) activity
Source: RefSeq, a predicted model, not a curated record